GUCAAAGUUCUUUUUAUUUAAUAUACUGUCAGUUUGGUCAGCAUUUGUCAUCAGUGAUAUGCUGUAUCGCAAAUGUGAACGACAAGGCUUUUAGCUCACGCUGUUAGAUGCUGUCCUGUGCGAUCCAAAGCAGCAGCUGAAACGCACAAGUGUUAGAAACUUAUUUAGAUUUACACUUAGAUUUUUGAAUUUUGAUUUUUUUUACUCUGCUGCGGAACUCGCCUCGUCCAGAUUUUGCAUGACUAUGUGAAAAAGAAUUGUGCUGGCAGUUGUUUUUAACUGUGUCAGGGAGUGUUUGUUGUAGAAAAUGUUGCACAGAUGAACAUGAACACUGCUUUCCUGAUACAAAUCAGUGUUCUUAAAAUCUUUGCUGGAAAGCGAGCGCAGCUUCUGUCCAGGUUUCAGACAGUUUGAGAGGAGAUUAAAUGGCUCAAACUGCUUUUUGAGAGGCAUGACCUAUUUUUGAUCAUCCAGAUAGCAUGAGAUACUGUCUACCUAGAUUAAGUUCACAGCAUUUGUGUAGAGUAUAAGCUUGUCUUAGGAAUAACACAUGUUCGUAUUGUGUGUAGAGACAAAGCAUUGUCAGGUUGCCUGUGGCUUUGACAGUGACAGCUGUACAUACAAGACCACUGAGCCUAAUGCACUUAAACAUUGACUCUGUGUUCCAAUAACGUGUUUGAGCAGUCAGUCAAGUAUUUUAUUGCAUCCUGUCCUGGCUUUCUGUAAUUUGUAUUACAAGUCUGAAAAAGAUAUGUUAACAGUGAUCAUAGUUUGACAAAAAAAAAAAUAUCCACAAAUCAGCUUUUGUGUUAUUGUCUGAGGACAAAUCUCAGAUUUAGACAAAUUCACAGGGCCGAAGCACUACAGUCUGUUUUGAAUUUAUGUUAUCAUUUGCAUCAUAACUGUGGCAAAGUUACAAAACUAUAUGCUAAUGCCAAAUGUAGUGAGACAGUAACACAGUCCACUAGCGAACUUUUGUGGUAGACGUGGGCAAGACUUAGCUUUGACCAAAUUGUAAGGGGUCAAAGCACUCAACAGUCUCCAGAGCAACUAUUGAUUUAAGAGGAUGGAUGCUGGUUGGAAAAGUUCAUCAUUUACUAGUAAGUUGGAGCACACUAAUGCCUCAGAAUCUGCUUGUAUGACCCAUCUUCAAGCUGAUCCCUGUUUUUUUAUUUUAUUUGAUUUUUUUUUAAUUUAAGGAGCAUUUUCUUUUAAAUGAGAGUCAAGAGUAGAUUAGUGUAUGAAUUAUUAAAACGUGAAUAUUAUUUCUCUUUUUUUCAGCAAAAAAAAUCUAAAUGAUAUAAGCUAAAUACUUCAGUAUUUCUAUACAACUUAUAUAAAUAUAAACUAAAUCUCUUAUAUUUGCCAGUGAUUUUUAUUUUUGUGAGGGAAAUGAUUCUUUCUGUCAUUGUUACAUUAGAAGAAUUCCCACUGAUAUGACUCAGUGGUAAAAUAUAUUAAAUGUCACUUGUCAUUGUGCCUGUUUGUCUCCAUUUGAUCAUAAGUUUUGUCAUCAUCUCAUGACAGUCAGCACUCAUCUCUUAAUAAACAUGAAAAAGACAUCAGAUGAUACAGUAUUGUGUAACACAUCUGAGUAAUCCUUUGAAAAGUUUGCCCUGUUAUACAGAGAUUAAAACAUAUGAGGAGAGCGAAGUUACAAAGUUGCACCUCCACACUUUGUUUUAAUUAUAAAAGCAGCAGAGUCUGUGGUAGGGCUGUGUGCUAAAGCAGUGAUAAGUAAGAGGCAUUAUUCCUCUCUGCUCCACACCCUCCUCUUCAAAGCACAGGGAAGUUAGUUGCUACACAACACAUUAACGUAACCUCUGUUUGCCUCCAGGAACUGUCCAUGGUACCUGCUGCUCAACAAAACUGGAUUCACAAACCCAUUCACAUAGCUGAAAUACACUUUAAAUGACCGUGAUGGCAAAUUUGGUUUGUACCUAUUUUCAUGUAUUUAGCACACAACUAAAUGAAUGUUAUUUAACUUCUGGCCUCCUUUAAAAAAAACACGAAGAGCUUGUCUUAAUUAUAAACAAAUUGCCGUCGGGUCUUCACAUUGUCAAGUAUAAAAUACAUUUCAGACGAAUACACAAUGUGUUACCUGUUUUUCCACUGCUCAAACUUUCAGUUAGUUAAUCCAGGAAAAUGAAUUAUGUGGAUUUAAUUCAACAAGGUCUCAGAAAUGAUCCAUCUGCUGUUGAGCAGCUGGUGAAAGGAUAAAUGUAAUUAAUUACUUAACUUUUGAAGAGUAUUCCAGAAAAAAACAGUGAUGUUUGUUUGUCCUGCUGGAGAAAAAUGUAAAGCAACAGUGUUAACAGUACCUUUCAAUAUUAUUAUUUAUUUCUCUCAACAUUUGAAUAUAAUUUGCCUGCAGUCUGAAAGUAUUGUUUAAAUAUGCUCUUUUAUAAACGUAAAAAGCCACAGUUUGUCACAGUGGAAAUAUGUCCCUUAAAUUAAAAGAGGUGAUAUUGCAUUGAUUCAAAUUGAGCCAGUAAUAAAGUCAAUAUUAUAAUAUUUAAUGAGUUGUGCAUAAUUACUGAUAAAGGCAAUUUAUGUUAUAUAAAUUAAAACAGGUUUGAGCUGUAUUUUUACUGAUUGGUGCUUUAAAAGUGGAAAGAUUCUAACAAAAGCACUGUAACUGGGCAUUUAUUCCAAAUCUUAAUAAAAUAUUUGGAGCUGCUUAUAAUGUCACACAUGUUUUUAAGCUUGUUGGUAGCAUACAAUAAAAUGAUCUAAAAACGUUAACGUUGAAUCAGGUGGGAUUUUCCUGAAAAGACAAUAAAAGACAAGAGAAAAAAAGGAGGUUUAAGUGAAUACAUAUAUUUGCCUGACAGGGGCAAGACUAUGAAAUGUUCCCAAUUAUUACUACAUGGGAUUUUUUAAAAAUGCCUUUCUUUCCUUUUUUUUUUUUCCCUUCUAAAUAUAUUUCAGAAUUUACCUUGAUUGUAAUGUACCUCAUUGGCUGUGGUUUUGUUUGUUGGCCUAACUAUAAAGGAUCUGCUUAUACCCUUGUGGGUUGGGAAGAAUUAGGAUUUAUGAAUUUAUUUCCUCUGUUGUAUUGUUUAAACAGCUUUGGUUUAGUUUUGAUCCCUUCCUCUUGCCUUUGAGGCUGUUCCACGGUGUCAGCUGUUGACUGAUAGUAAGAGAACUGCCUCACAGUGUGAAUGAAAGAAAACUAGCGGUUGGUAAACACUGAUAAGGGAUAAAUAGAAAGCGGUCAGGCAGAGAUAGUUCUGUGGGAGCCCAGAUUGUGUGCGGUCUGUUAAAAUGAGAUUCUGAGCCUGUCCUUUUUAUUCUUCCUCCCCUCCCCUCCCCUCCCCUGUGCGGCGUUUGUCUGGAAAAUCUCCAGUGACCCGGCUCGGCAGUCCCAGGCUGCAGUAUUCUCUUUUUUGUAUUUGUUUUGUUUUCUAACAAGGGUCAAGUUGGCCAAUAGACAUGUCCCUGAUGCUUAUAGACAGCUGUCAUGACUUCAAGUACUUACAAUAGUUACAUUUUACAUGCAUUCAGGGUUCGGCAACAACACACCAGCAAGCGAAGUGUUAAAUAACUAAAGCUGUACCCAGUUUUAAGACAUCUAUUUCUUUUUUAUUCAACUAUGGUCAUAUAAUUAAUCUCGACAGUCCUCUUAAGUUUUUUUCCCCCCUUUAAGUUGGAGCACAAAUUCUAAUGCAUACUGUAUGUAUACCGUCAAGUAUCAUCAUUCACUUUUGUUACAGUAAAACCACUCUAAAUGACUCUUGCGUUUAAUUAUUUCAGUUUAUUUUUAUUAUCCAUUUUUUUUCCCAUUUUAUUAAUUAUUUUAUAUAUUUUUGUAUUUAUUUAUUUAUUUAUUGAUGGGCUAUCUACCUUUCUUUGGUUUAGAAAAAGACCUUCAGAGGUCUUACCUUGAAGAUCACCAUGUGGUGUAUUUAUACAGAAAAUAAUUCAGACCAUUGUAGCCCAGCAGCUAAUGAGAUUGGUUGUUAAGUGAAUGACACAAAGGCUACAAAAAAAAAGAGGGGGAAAAAAAGCUUAGCGUUUCGGGUGAAUAUCACAGUGUCCCUGCACACACGCACGCACACACAACGCACACACAUACACACACACAAACCCCAACCAAACACACUCUCCUCAGCAGCGAGACUCUGGACUACCCUGUACCCCACCUCGGUAUCCUUCUGCUCCGUCUACCUCCCCGAUGUCCCCGAGAGAUGCAAAACAAAGGCUAAAGGGGGCAUGAUAAUGAAUUACAUGAUCAUUUCCUGAAAGAUAACAAGCGUGAAAUCAUCAACCAGGGUGAACAGUGUGGAUCUGGCAUCUUAGUCUACAGAGCGCUUGGGAAACUACAAUCAAAGAUGGAUUCUGAAGGUGAGGAGCAAACCUUGAAAACAUGUGACAGUAACACAGGGCUGACUGACUCCAUCACUGAGACUCACAGCCCAUAUGGGUCCAUGGCGAGGAAGAGGAGUGCUCAGGAAGGGGUGCAGGGUGCCCCCAUCAACAAGAGAAAGUCCCUGCUGAUGAAGCCCCGCCACUACAGCCCCAGCGAGGCAUGUGAAGAGGAGAGUGAGGACCUGGCACCGCCACAGGACAAAGAAGAGCUGAGGAACAUUGACACUCCAGCAGAUGGAAACUUAAACACAGUCAAUGGAGUGACUAACAAAAAUGGCUGCCAUGAUGUGGCAGCAAAGUCCAGCAGUUCCCUUGGAUGGUCUGAAGUUACGUCUGUUGGCUCGCCACAGUGUGAGCCGGACACAUCUGAACCUCUGAUGGAUGAAGAUGACGAGGAGUUUCUUAAUAAUGAAGAAGACCAAAGUCACGACAGGAUGAGCAGUACGUCCUCGCCACAGAGUCAAUAUGGAGACAUGAGGGAAGCCGAGUGGGAGCCUCUGGCUCUGUCUGCCAAGGUGAACAGCUCAGACUGCAGUCCUUCCAGACUCUCUGAAGAUGUUACAGGCAGGAAUGGGCACGUGAAAGAAGAGCCUCACUUAGAAUUAGGUGGUCCACUGGGCAGAGCGAACAUUUUUCAGGCUGAAGCUUUACGAUACAGGCUGCUCCCCAUGGAGGCGGACAGUGAAGGGGAAGCAGAGGCAGAUAGGCCGCCUCGGCUAGACGCCUGGGCUCUGGGCCUCCACGAGAGAGGCCUUGAAAUGAGCCGAGGGAGGGUAAACCUGAGCCUGCUGGAGCAGGCCAUAGCUCUGCAGACAGAGCAAAGGCAGGUCCUGCACCAUGCCUACAGAGAGAUGGACCGGUUCCUCAUGGAGCAGAUGACCACCGAGAGGAGGCACCACAGAAUGAUGGAGAUGGACGGCAGACUCACCUAUCAUGGAGGAAAAGAUUCUCCACGGGCAGAUAAAAAGGAUAUAAAGUGUCCAACUCCUGGCUGUGAUGGCACUGGUCACGCCACCGGCCUGUACCCUCAUCACAGGAGUCUGUCUGGGUGUCCUCAUAAAGUCCGAGUCCCCCCAGAGAUCCUGGCGAUGCACGAGAACGUCCUCAAAUGUCCUACGCCUGGGUGCACAGGAAGAGGCCAUGUCAACAGCAACCGUAGCACCCACCGGAGUCUCUCAGGCUGCCCCAUCGCUGCUGCAGUGAAAGUCUCCAAACCUCAGGAUGAGAGCCUGAAAUGCAGACAAACACCUGACCGCUCACCGAGAGCCCUCGGCCUAAUAAAGAAAUUCGAGAUGAACCAGCUGAACUAUAGGCUCUCUCACCCGGUAGCAGCCUUACAAACUAGCCUCACAAAAGACAUGGACAAGUACAGCAGAAUUCGCUUUGAUUACGCCAGCUUUGAUGCACAAGUCUUCGGCAAGCAGCCUCUGAUGGGGACCAACCAGGACCCAGAAAUGAUGCAUUACCCUGAUUCCCCUCAGCAGUAUCCUGGCUUCCUUGGUGCUCCAGGUGGCCGCCUGCCCACCUCUGGUCAACACAGCCCGCCGAGUCAAUUCAAAAAAGAAGACAGUCUCCAAGCCGCAGCAGCGACAGCCGCCAUCCUUAACCUCUCCACCCGCUACCGGAAGAACAUGGAGGCUGUCGCCGACCGGCCCUUGGCAACCUCCACAAAGGACAUGCUCAUAGAGGUGGAUGAAAACGGCACCCUGGACCUGAGCAUGAAGAAGUGCAAGGAAAACGUAAAAGCCCAGAGCAGGACGCCUCCCGACGACCCGCUGUCUCCCCCUGAGUCCGCUGUGGCCAAAGGUGGGAGUGUGCUCAUCAGCCCCGCCUUCUACCAGCCGCUGUGUGAGAGAGACAGCUGGGAGAGCCCCAUCCCUGUCAACUUCAGCAAAGCUCGCGUUUUACAGGACAAAGAGCAGGAGGAUUAUGAUCAGGUCUCCUUGGAAGACCAACACUACCAGGGAGAUAGCAGCAUGUUAAGCUCCAAGGCCAAGCUGCCAUUACGGGAUUCGAAGAAAGAGCUUCUGAGCUGUCCGACCCCAGGCUGUGACGGCAGUGGCCAUGUGACGGGGAAUUAUGCAUCACAUCGGAGUGUGUCUGGAUGUCCCCUCGCUGACAAAACACUCAAAUCACUGAUGGCAGCCAACUCUCAGGAACUAAAGUGCCCAACACCUGGUUGUGAUGGAUCUGGACAUGUGACUGGGAACUAUGCUUCGCACAGAAGCUUGUCAGGAUGUCCACGUGCCAGAAAAGGAGGUUUGAAGCUCACACCAAACAAGGAUGACAAAGAUGAGCAAGAGCUUAAGUGUCCGGUAAUUGGAUGUGACGGACAGGGCCAUAUAUCGGGAAAAUACACAUCCCACCGCAGUGCAGGCAGUUGUCCACUCGCUGCCAAAAGACAGAAGGAGUCGUCCAUCAAUGGGAUGCCCUUUGCCUGGAAGUCCAAUAAACAGGAACUGCCCCAUUGUCCCUUGCCUGGCUGCAAUGGCCUUGGACAUGCCAAUAAUGUGUUUGCCACUCACAGAAGUUUGUCCGGUUGCCCGCUGAACGCACAAAAUAUCAAGAAAAAGUACUCCGAGGAAGAGAUGAUGACUAUCAAAUUUAAAGCCAGCAGUGGUGUUGAAAACAAAGAUGAUAUUCAACAUCUGGAUCAUGAAAUAAAAGAACUGAACGAAUCCAACAUGAAAAUAGAAGCAGACAUGAUGCAGCUCCAAACCCAGCAGAUCUCCUCUAUGGAAUGUAACCUGAAGACAAUUGAAGAGGAAAACAAGAUGAUCGAACAGCACAACGAUAGCCUACUGAAGGAGCUGGCUCACCUAAGCCAAGCUCUUAUUAACAGUCUAACAGACAUUCAGCUGCCUCAAAUGGGGCCCAUCAGUGAGCAUAAUUUUGAAGCCUAUGUGAACACAUUAACUGAUAUGUACAACAACUCGGAGCAUGAAUACUCUCCAGAGUGCAAGGCCCUCUUGGAUAAUAUCAAACAGGCUAUUAAGGGCAUCCAUGUUUAAGCUGUGGAGCUACCAAGAGGUUUCUUUGACUUGGGAUAAUGACACUAGAUAGCUCUAUUUUACUGAAGAGUGCUGGCUUGGCUGCAUGUAUAAGACAAGGCUUUCGGAAAUGUGUUUGGCAUUUUCCGGUAAAUACACUGCACUGAGAAAAUUACCAGCCAGAUUUGUAAUGCUUCUACUGUUUCUGCAUUCACUCGAUAUGUUUAUCCUGGUGAGAUUUGUUUUUUUUUUAACCCCUCUUGCACUUAAUUAUUUUGUAUGGUUUGCUUGAUUUUAAUCUGUAUGUGUUCAUGUCACUCUUAUAUUAUUGCUAUUUAUUACUAUAUUUGUUCAUCAGUGUAUUUAUUUCCUCGAUUUUUAUUUAUUUCUAAAAACUGUAAAUGCGUAAUAUUUGAGAAAUCAGUUUGACUUUCUGCACAUUGUAAAUUACAUAGAAGCACAUUCCAAUUUCAUGGCAUACUUUCGCCACCUAGUGUUGAAAAACCUAUAUUAUUGUUAGUAUUAUUAUUAUUAUCAUUAUUAUUAUUAUUAUUAGAACAUAAGUUGAAUCUCCCUUCAAAGUGAAAACCUACCAAAACUACUAAGCAUCAAUGUUUUUAAGCAUUGCUUUCUUUCCUUAUUGGAGACUGAAUGUAUGGUAAGACAAAGUGAACACCAAGAUUUAAAAGAAAAAAAAGAAAUUGCAAUGCAAAUGUACUGUACCUUUUUCUACUCAACCAAUAACAGCUGAAUGCAAUGAGGAGGUGACACUGAGCAAAAAUGCAACAUCAUUCUGUGAACUGAAUGUCGGAUACUGCUUUGCAUAGUGUGACCACAAAAAGAGUGCAACAAAAAUCAAAACGAUCACUUUGUCAAGAUGUCUUUCUUUUUUUUAAAAAACAAAACAAAAAAAUAUAGAUAUUAAACUGCCUUCUGUGCACACUUUUAGUGUGCAUAUAGUAUGUGCCUAAAUGUAUAUGAAUCCAUAAAAAUAUACAAGUACUAUGUUUUGUGGUAGGACAGUAUUAUGUGAAUGGUGUCUGAUUUAAUAUACAGUACAAUUAUUUUCAUAGGCGGAAACGUUCCUGAUGACUGUUUGAAAGCCGUUGUCUCAGUAGCUGUAAUCUCAGAGUCAGGUUUUGAAAUAUCAUGACUGAGAUUGAAAGUCUGGUGUUAAUUUGUUUUGUUUUGUUUUCUUUGAUAGCGCAGAGAGGGGGCAAAUAAGAAGGAGUGGAUAUCUCUUAUCUGCUUAAAGGCCUUAACAUUUCAGCCAGUCUUACAGUUUGAACAUCCUUGGGCAGAUUUGAAUAGUAGCUAUUUCAAAACCGAGCUGACGACCACUGCAACCUGCAUUUUAGUUUCAAUCAUUACAAGCAAAAAAAAUAAAAAAAAUAUAGAAAAAUGAUAGUUGUUGGCUAAUCAGUUGUUUGUUUGCAUCAAUUGCACUUUUGUAUAUGAGUUAUUUUGUGUUUUUAGUUGCCCAUACUGACCUUUGAUAAAAGAAAAGGACCGGCUGGUUAAUCCCCAGAUAAUAAAAAAAAAAAAGAGCUAUCCAUUUCAGCAAUACAUUUCUUUUAAUUUCUGCAAAAAGACAUCAACAACAUGUAGCCUAGGACAUUUUGAAGAUGAAAAUGUAACAGCAGAAGAGCCAAAUUACAGAAAAACAAGACCCUGUUUUAUCCAAAUACUCGACACAUUUUAAACAAUUUUAAUCUUUUAAAAACUGAAUCACAGUCUUUAAAUCUAACGAUCUUUUUCUUUGUAACUUCUUAUAUGUAAUUCCUAUACCACACAUUGUUUGCUCAGGAAGUUUUGUGAAUAAUAUUUAUUUUUUUCCCUGUUAGUAUUUGAUGUUUUGUAAUGUGAAAUGCUUUUUUGUGGAACGAUAUUAGUAUGAUAUGAAAUUGUACUGUAUUUUUCUUUUCUUUUACAUUAAAAUGUAAUGCUUUUUUCAGUUAAGGUAGUUUGUAAAUUUAAACUUCCUAUUACUUUUAAUAUUUCAUAAUAAAGAUAUGCGCUGUGUUGUACAGUUUGUGUAUGGUAGAAAUAAACUUUUCAAAUGGUUGUGUGGUUUCUCAAACGUUUUGAGUCCACCGUGAAUUGACUGCAACCCGUUUUCCUCCCCAAUAAGUCAGCAGGCGUCAGCUUUCACGAUGCAUUAGCAUCACCUAGUGGUGAAAAACAGGGACUGGAUCAGCAGACGCUGGCAGUUCUCUGUGUGCAGUUUUUGUGCCAUUUGGGGCUAAAAUGAAAAUAAAGGGAUAUCAUGGCUUUAGAGCUUUUAGCUGUUGACUGCCACAGGUUCAAGUACAGAUAUGUAUCUUUGCUACAUGCCAAUCCUACCAAUGAAAAACACUGUAGACCUCAAUAAUGUCCCAUAUGUUCAGCUUAGAGAUGCAACUAGUGAUCAUUAUUGAAGAAACGCCCCCAAUAUUCAAUUAUUUGUUUAGUAUAGUGUAUAAAAUGUAAAAACAAAAACAGGUGAAAAAUGCAUUUCCUUUAACCAAAUGUGACAUCAUCCAUUGCUUUUAUUGUCUGACCAACAAUCCAAAGCACAAAAACACACAUCUUCACACUUCAUAACUUACAUUAAUUCAGUUUUACUUUAAAAACAACAUAAAAGGCCAAUCAAUUAUCGAAAUAGCCAGCUACACAAAAAAAAGGAAAAUAUCAAGGUUAUCCAUCUGGACCAAGAGUCAGCCUUUUAUUAAACAGAGAUGUAAUUAUUUUAAUAGAGUUGUGUCAUUGCUGUGACAGCCCUCCUGUUGUCUCAAUGAAAGUCCUGGCCUGUUUAUAAUGGUGAGUGGCUGGCAUAGGGGAGACCUCAGCAAAUGCAACCCGCCUGGGCUUUCCAGGUUAUAACACCUGGAUCAGAAAAACUGGUCAAUCUCGCUCUUCCACUGCACUUGGCAUCCACCCCAUUUGAUGUUUUAUGUCUUGGUUAGCUUAUGUUUGAACAAUUAUCUAUUGUUCAAGUAAACCUUUUGUGUGGAUCCCCUUUUUGUCACAUAAAUGCAACAUUAUGAAAGUUGUUAUGGUCCACUGAAACAGUGUAAAAUGUUUUGUGGACUUCAGGAAGAAUACCUGCUGGAUUGCUGUAAUUAAAAGGCUAUCAUAGGGUGAGAGGCUGGGUACAUCUUGGACACGUUGCCAGUCUGUCACAGGUCCAACAUAGACAGACAGACAACCCUUCAUGCUUACAUUCACACAGUAUCCCCGUUUAGCCUAACAUGCAUGUCUUUAGACUGUGGGAAAACCCAGAGACAACAUCAGCUUUCUUUGAACACAAGAUUUU
Molecule: messenger RNA, 10656 nt
Organism: Haplochromis burtoni (Burton's mouthbrooder)
Lineage: Eukaryota; Metazoa; Chordata; Actinopteri; Cichliformes; Cichlidae
Gene: st18
Product: ST18 C2H2C-type zinc finger transcription factor
Exons: 22
Coding region: 4335-7382 (1015 amino acids)
Biological process (GO): regulation of transcription by RNA polymerase II
Cellular component (GO): nucleus
Molecular function (GO): RNA polymerase II cis-regulatory region sequence-specific DNA binding; zinc ion binding; DNA-binding transcription factor activity, RNA polymerase II-specific
Source: RefSeq, a predicted model, not a curated record